AUGGCUUUGGCGUCUUUUCCAGUCGUUAUCCAUCGAUAUAAACGAUCCGUCUUCCAAGUGGGCGGCUAUGAAGCAUAUGGAAACUUGGCAGAAUAUCUUCCAAAGGAGAUCUUUGACCAACGCAUGGCGACAAUUCGAGCGAUUGUCAAGGAGAGAUACCCCCAUAUUUAUCCCGAAACAUACAUGUUUAUGGCAGCCGUGGUUUUGGUAGUUGCUACUGCCGCUCUUGCUAUCCUCGGACGCACCCUUGAUAUAGUUAUUUGGUUUCCUCUCUUGAUUUUGAUCGCACCCGCUGUCCUUGCUUAUGGCACGACACGCCGCCGUAGUCAGCAUCAACGUAGAUUUUUGGCUUUCCAGGAUGUACUGCAUUUAUGUCUCAAAGACAUGACUGCACAAGAUCUCACGCAUCAUGUGAAAUGGGAUUAUCGACGAUUACGAGAAGGGGAUACGGCACAACUGCUCAACUUGAGCCGACCUUUGUCAAGUUGGACGGUUAGCUUGGUUGUAGAGGCGAUCCAGAUUGACCCGGAAAUGGAUCUAAACAGAGAAAUGGGUGAAGCGCUGCCAAGUUAUGGCGAUGCAACAAGAGAUAUCGUAUUGGAUAUUGGC
This is a messenger RNA of Zychaea mexicana, 609 nucleotides long. RefSeq lists its product as uncharacterized. The transcript is spliced from 3 exons. The annotation marks the transcript as partial. The record is from RefSeq and is a predicted model, not a curated record. NCBI's taxonomy places the organism in Eukaryota, Fungi, Mucoromycota, Mucoromycetes, Mucorales, Lichtheimiaceae.